Messenger RNA from Eupeodes corollae, 1364 nucleotides. RefSeq lists its product as uncharacterized. Gene Ontology annotation, molecular function: chitin binding. Gene Ontology annotation, cellular component: extracellular region. The transcript has 6 exons. Lineage: Eukaryota; Metazoa; Arthropoda; Insecta; Diptera; Syrphidae. The record is from RefSeq and is a predicted model, not a curated record. Bases 272 to 1153 code for a protein of 293 amino acids.
UUCACGUGUAACAGAUAACUUCAGGUCAAUAUACGUGUAAAAGUGUUUAUUUUUUACUAAAAUAAUUUUUGAUAUGAAAAAGAAAAGAGAUAGACACAUUAUAUUAUUUGAUCAUUGAUUUGACCGAGUAACCCGAAGAGUAGAGAUAAAUAAUAAAGUUAUUUUGUAUACCUACACAAGUUUGAAAUGCACAAAUAACCAUUUUUGUCAUUUAUAGUUUGUUCAAGUUGGUAAAUUCAAGUGAAUAAAGAAGUUAAUUUGAAGCUUUAAAAUGCGAGCAGUUUACGAUGGAUUGGUGUUUUUGCAAUUCUUAAGUAUUACUAACGCUGUUUGCGUACUGGAAUCAGAAUUUGGAUUUAUUUUGAACUGCAAUUUUAAAAAAUCUGGUCUUUUUCGAGUAAGAAAUUUGGGAGGAUUGAAAGCACAUAUUGGAUUAGGUUUCAGCUUUGGUGACGAACUUGGCUUAAGUGAAUCCUUAGGAAACUUAGAAGGAAACAGAAGGCGAGCAUUAAACUUUAAGACUGGUUACACUAACAGAAUUGGAAAUGUACCGCUUAAUAUUGAUGACACGCAAAAGAUGCCAUCCGCUUUAAAUAAAAUUCGAAAUUUCGGUCAAAAUCAAAACUUUUCAUCGAUGACAGAAGCCAUGCUUUUACCACUUUCUGUACCAACAUUUAGGCCGAUACCAACAAUAUCCAAAUCUAACAACCAGAGGUCUGAUGUACUUUCGACUUCAGGAAAUCUUGAAGGAACGUUUUUCGUUGGUAAUAUUUCACAAAACCAGGUAAUGAAUGCUCCAAAAGAAUAUUACCCAUCUGGAUACGAUAAGAACUUCGAUGACAACUUUAAAUCGAAAACAAAUCUUCCCUUGAAUGGAUUCACAUGUUCGGAGCAGAAAUACUUUCCUGGACUUUAUGCAAACAUUGAACUUGGUUGUAUGGUCUUCCAUGUAUGUGCAGUUACAGAAAAAGGAAUUGUGAUGAAAUCAUUCCUUUGUCCAGAAAGUACGUUGUUCGAUCAAUCUAUUUUGAAAUGCAACUGGUGGUUCUAUGUAGACUGUUACAACAGUAGUUAUGAUUCAAAUAUACCGGUUUCAAAGAGUUAUAAAAUUAUGAAGUCUCUUUCGACCUUACUUAAUGUUACAAAAAAUUAAGUUAUUCAGUUAUAUGUAUGCAAAAAUAUUAAGGAAAAAUACAAACUGAUUGGUUAUUUAAUAGUUUAAUAUUGUUAUAGUGGUUGUUAUGAAAGCAGUAAAUAAGUAUCAUAUAAGGUUAAAAGAGUAAAACAUUUACAAAACCAGUCAAUUAAAUUGAUUUGAAUAAAUAUUCGAAUAAAAUAAAUAAUAAAUAAUUAAUUAAUAUUUA